Molecule: messenger RNA, 1303 nt
Organism: Erythranthe guttata (spotted monkey flower)
Lineage: Eukaryota; Viridiplantae; Streptophyta; Magnoliopsida; Lamiales; Phrymaceae
Source: RefSeq, a predicted model, not a curated record
AUGCAAAAUCAGUGUAUAUUCUCAUUUACUUUAAUUUUUUUUUUUUUUCCUUUUUUUCUCUUCUUUCAUCUUUGGUGCACAAGAACAGAGGUGUCUGAUUUUCAUUUAUGUCGUGCAGAAUCUCCAGCAAAUGAUCAAAUUAGUUCAUCAGAGAAAGCAAUCAAUGCCACCACCAAACUACCAUCAAACCCCGAAGAAGUGGAAGACCUGCGCCGUUCUUCAACAAACAAUCCGUUAAUUGUGUUCACAUUCGACGAGUUAAGGAACAUCACUGAAAAUUUCAGACAUGAUUACAUGUUGGGAGGAGGAGGUUUUGGAAAUGUCUACAAAGGCCACAUUUCUCAAGAUUUCGAACAGCGAAUGACUGUUGCUGUUAAGGUUCAUGAUGGUAAUAAUAGCCAUCAAGGUCACAGGGAAUGGCUCGCUGAGGUGAUCUUUUUGGGGCAGCUUUCUCAUCCAAAUCUAGUGAAAUUAAUCGGAUAUUGUUGUGAGGACGAACAUCGAGUUCUAAUAUAUGAGUACAUGUCAAAGGGUAGUGUUGAAAACAACCUAUUCUCGAGAGUGUUGCUUCCUCUUCCUUGGUCUACUAGAAUGAAGAUAGUGUACGGUGCUGCAAAAGGACUUGCUUUCCUGCACGAAGCACACAAACCUGUCAUCUAUCGUGAUUUUAAGACAUCCAACAUUUUACUGGACCAGGAGUACAACGCAAAGCUCUCGGAUUUUGGGCUAGCUAAAGACGGUCCAGUAGGAGACAAGUCUCAUGUUUCUACUCGCAUUAUGGGAACAUACGGUUACGCUGCACCAGAAUACAUAAUGACAGGCCACCUGAGUCCAAGGAGUGAUGUAUAUAGCUUCGGAGUGGUGUUGCUAGAGAUUGUAACUGGCCGAAAAUCACUAGAUAAAUCGAGGUCGGCGCGUGAGCAGAAUCUGACAGAUUGGGCGGUGCCUUUGCUUAGAGAGAAGAAGAAAUUGAUAAAUAUAGUGGAUCCAAAACUAGAAGGGAAUUAUCCAAUAAAGGAUGUUAAUAAAGCAGCAAUGCUUGCUUAUCACUGCUUAAAUCGAAAUCCGAAAGCAAGGCCUUUAAUGAGAGAUAUUGUAGCUUCAUUGGAGCCUCUCCAAGAAGGCAUUCUUUCUGCUUCCGAUGAUCUUCUUGUUUCCAACUGACAUAUAUAAAACAUUAUUACUGUAGCUUCAUUGGAUAAGCGGUUGUUGUUUUGAGAUAAUAAUUGAUUGUACACCACAGACGAAAUCUGCUUUUUCGAAUAUGUAUUCUUGUUACAUAUAAAUGUGUCCACUUGAGACA